Messenger RNA from Drosophila miranda, 3105 nucleotides. RefSeq lists its product as uncharacterized. Lineage: Eukaryota; Metazoa; Arthropoda; Insecta; Diptera; Drosophilidae. Bases 1216 to 1725 code for a protein of 169 amino acids. The record is from RefSeq and is a predicted model, not a curated record. The transcript has 5 exons.
UGGCAAAAGAGCAGCAACAGACGGUGUUCUCACUAUACAUUGAAGGUAGUUAGGCGAGGACAAUAGUAUACUUCUGGCUGGAUAUGGAAGACAGUGGAAAAGUUUUAUAUACAUAUAUAAGGUAUUUAUUAGCCACAGACGAGCCCGAGAGUAAAGUUCUAUGCAUUGAAAGACGACAGCAAACAGAAGGAACAAAAGGUAAAAUUCAUUUGGCAAAAGACGAGAAGCCACUGGGGCAGGAUGGAGGCGGCAUCGACUUCCGUUUCCGUCAACACUGCCAUUGAAUAGCACAUCCGCUCUGUUCUUUCUCUUCCCUCUGGCCCCCCAAGACAGAGCAGCUUGGCAGGUCGUUCGACUGCUUAGGGGUUAAUUUGCAAAUAGAUGUACAUGUGCCACAUAAUUAUUACUCUGAGAGUAGACUACUCCUAUAAGCUGAUUGGAAUUCUUGCGAUUUAAUUAUAAAUCUCUUCACCUUCAUCUACCUUCAAGCAGCAGUUGCUUUUAAUUACAUGACUUAGCGUAGAACAACCAUCAAUCCUCUCAUCUUGAGUUUAAUACCAAAACAUAAUUUCAUUUUCCGAGCUGUUCAAAGUGUCAAACGUUUGACAGACUCAGUCAAAGCUGUCUGUGGGUAAUUCUGAUUGCCACACCAAUCCACAGAUAGACACUCAAAAUCACAUAAUUAAUGCAUAGCAUUUUGCGGCUGCACAGGAUGUUACACCUACUCGUAUGCCCUGUGGACCCGUGUGGAUUUGGAAACACUUAAAUGCCAGUGUCAUAAUCUCCCAUAAAAAUUGAUACACGAAGGUUUUACAACAAUUCUCUGGAAAUGUUCAAAUUCUGCUGUAGAAUAUCUGUGGGCUGUGUUGAUGCCACGAGCCAGUGAUUGACACCGAUGGAUUGAUACCCUACCAUUAUGAAACAUUUCCAACCCCGUCAUAUAGUUGCCAUAAGAAAUCGAUCGAUAUGCAAGGGUUAUUAAAGCUUACACCCUCGAAGAAAGUGGUUACUUUCUUGUAUAAGGCUCUCACCCGUAAUCCUAAAAUCAUCCACUCAGUCUACACGCAUUAUCCACAUAAAUUCCGACCACCAAGUUUAGCUACAGUUACAGCCCGAUUCGCAUCGAAAUGAACCACGAGGUGUGUCCGUCAUCCGUCUAUCGUCUUAUCCUGUGAGUUCUGUGAUUUUGACCGACUGAAGCGUAAAGCCUGAAUAAUGGCAGCGCCCACUUCAAUCAUGGAAAUCCUCGGAUGCCUGACCCUGCUGCUCUUUGUCCUGCUCGUCAAGAGCGGCUAUUGCAUAGACUGCUUCAAGUGCAUCUCGUAUAAUGGGGCCAACAAGGCGUGCGACGAUCCGUUCCACAACAAUUACUCCACCGCCAUUCUCGAGUCGCCCUGCAUGGGCGGUCGCAAGGGCCGCGACGGCCUCUUCCCGGCCACGGCCUGCAUUAAGAUCGCCGGCUAUUAUGAUGACACCGGCGAAACGAUAACGGUGCGGGGCUGUGCCCUGGACAGCGGCACCCUUACCACAGACACCGAGUUAAUAAGAAUGUCGCACUGUGGAAAGUUUUACUACGAUAAUAGAUACGUGCAUGGGUGCCUUCAGAGCUGCAGCGAUGCGGAUGCUUGCAACACGGCCACGGCGCAACGGCAUCCAGCGAAGGCGGAGGCGCUAAUGCGGCAUCUGCUUAGCUUCGCGGUUUUGCUGGUGGCAGCUGCAAGGUAGCAAUAGAAGUAGCACAUUGGAGGAACCAUAAGGAUGUGAAAGAAGAGGGGAAAGGGAAACCCCAUAAAAGUUGAGAAGAUAUUGAAAAUGAAGUGUGGGAAAAGCGUGGAAAAUCAUUUAAUAUAAUUCAACUGCGAGUGGAAAUACUUUUUUCCUUUGACUCGGCGACGCCGAUGCACCACUCAUAUGCUCCCUAUCCCAAUAUCUCUACCUGCAUGUCAUCCCUCACCUCUCAAAACUCUCUCAGUGUCUAGGAUUGCACCUUACAAUAAUUGCACCAGAGCCACAGCAACAAGGACAGGCAACAAGGACACGCUCGACACCCGAACCCACAGUCAGCACACAGUGGCAAUGGAGCAUAUUUUUAUGGAAUUCAUCAAGCAAUUAUGUGAUUUAUAAACGAAUACUCAACAACUAUCUUACAAUAAUUGAUGGCGAAACUUGAACUAUGUAUUGUAUUUAGGUAUAUGCUAAGCAUUCGAGAGUCGAAAAUCAAAGGCAGAAAUUCAAAUUCUAAUUGCAAUUAUUUUUAGCUUCUAAGCAAAAUGAAACCUAGAUUUAAAGGCGUGCUGACGCUGCUAAGUUUUCAUCAAAAAUUAAGCGGGGGAAAACGCAAUGCAAAUGUUUUUUCGAUUUAUAUGCGAUGCGUUAGAGUAUUUUUCGCCUCGCCUCCCUAGACGACUAUUGUACAUACAUAUGAAAGAGCAAAUCGAAUUAUUUGUUACAAUGAACGCUGAAUUUUAGGCAGAUUAUAGAUUAAACAAUUUUGUAUAAAUAAAUUAGUGGGAAAAAUCGUGUAAGGAAAACUGCGAACCAGCGCUAACAGAUCUAGAACUCGCCCAAAACUUUGCGCGGAAUAAACAUUGUCAGAUCAAUUUAUCAAUUUACCAAGAAGCAGGGAAAAUAUUUCAAUCAAGUAGGUCAAUUUUAUUUGUAUUUCCUAAUCACAAAGUACUUUUCACCAAUUAAAGAAAAACAAGUGAAUUCCGGCCCUGCACACCUUAAAUCAAGCCAUAAAAUCCACUGAUAAAUGACACAAAACGUUGUUUAUAGGGUUUUCAAUGUGUGGUAGACACCAAUCCGUCCAUUGUUACCGCUUUUCUAAGGCUAUCGCUGCCGGUCUGCUUUCAUAUAUUGAGUCACCACACUCAAAGAAACCAUCAUCGUUUUAUACCCAGAAGAUACAUUUUCUACAUAUCAAAUGAACAAUUUAAAAAAAAGAAAAUGUGGUUACUUAAGUUGAAGUCUAUUAUCAAUCAUUCUGUCUUCAACUAUGUGAAAUGUACUCCGCUUUUUAAAUUACUUCCACAUUUUAAACUUAAAUUUAACAUACAGAAUGUAAGGAAAAUGUCUGAUUAGAAAUUCUUUUCAGAGUUCCCG